Messenger RNA from Dendronephthya gigantea, 2558 nucleotides. RefSeq lists its product as uncharacterized. NCBI's taxonomy places the organism in Eukaryota, Metazoa, Cnidaria, Anthozoa, Malacalcyonacea, Nephtheidae. The record is from RefSeq and is a predicted model, not a curated record. The transcript is spliced from 9 exons. Bases 96 to 2558 code for a protein of 820 amino acids.
GACGAGAACUCAUUGAGCGACGAGCAACGAAUUUAAGAGCAUCGUUCAAAUGUAGGCAAUAUCGAUGUAAACGCUUGAAACGGCAAAUUGCUCGUAUGGAAGGCGACAGGGAGAAAACCCCUACACCUAGUAGCGACGAGCAACAAGGCGAGAUUAUCAAUUCUUUGUCGACUUGUACCAGUGACGAAGCAACAUUCGACGGUUCGUCAUCUUCGACAGAUUCUUUAUCCUCGAACUCUAUACCUGACAAUCUUGAUCACCACGCAGAGAUGGACAAAAAUGAUGUCAUUUGCCCUAAGUGUAAUUCAAAGCUUAAUCCAAAAGAACAUAAAUUCUGUUUUGGGUGUGGGAAACCAAUAGAAGAAAUUAUUUCAACUCUUGGUAGUAAGCAAGUUUUAGAUGUUUUUUGCCCUAAUUGUGAUACAAAGCUUAAACCAAAAGAACAUAAAUUCUGUUUUGGGUGUGGGAAAUCAAUAGAAGAAAUUAUUUCAACUCUUGAUAGUAAGGAAGAUGCCAUUUCGUCUGACGACCAUGUUGCAGUGUGUGGUGAUUCAGAAUUGACAUUAACCCGUGUGGCUGUAGUGUUAAGUGAUGUUAUUGAAGUAAAACAACCAAUUGUUUUGGCCGAAAUUGUUGUGGAACAAGGAUCCCAACAGUUUACAUCGUGUAAAAAUAAUGGUGCUCAAAGUGGAACGAUCCCAAUUGCAAGUGGUGUUGAGCAGGAUCUUUCAGACACCCAUAAUGUUCGCAGUACUUCUGAGGAAAGUGUAGAUCAUGCGAUUGUGGUCGCUAGUGAAAAUCAGGAAGUUAAACAAUUCGUGGAGACCCUCCAUGCAGAAACACUGGUAGAAGAUGUGCAAAAGUCCUUAGUUGCUGACACGGUUAGUGGUAGGAAUGCAACUGGUACAACAAAUCCUGAACGUACAGCUUUACCAGGAAUGCCGACAAAAAGUGUGCAACUGUCACCUUCUCAGAAUAAUUUCACUGCUCAUCAAAUCUUUAAUGUAGCAGAAAGCAAAAGCACCGAAAGAAAUGAUAAAACUGUUUCUAAGUUUGCUGUUGCACAAGAGAUACAAACAGAUAGCAUGGCACUGUCGUCUGAAUCGCCAGCUAUUAUGGCUGUUGGCAAUGAAGCUUCUAAUGCAAAUGUUGAUGUACGUGAUAAAACCGACCCUAAGCAGUUCAUUGCUCCAGUGAGGCAGAAAGAAGGCGAACAGCAGUUGUCUACUUUUCCAGAGAAUUUAAGCGUUCACGAUCAUGAUAUUGAUGUAGAGGGUAAUGAAGGUGAUAAGACGCACUCUGAGAAGACAUUUGAGCCAGGGAUACAGACAAAAAGCAUACAACGGUCUUCUGCCUCCUCUGGUGAAACAAACCCUCAACAGAUAGUUGGACAAGGGAUUCAGAGGGAUAGAAAGCAACAGUCACCUGCCUCUUCAAGAAUCUCGACUAUUGACAAUAAAUGUAUACAUGUAGAAGUUGAAGUAAGUGGUGAUACAGAUCCUAAACGUGCAGUACUACCAGAGAUAGUGACAGGAAACUCAAUUAAAUCUUCUGCUACUGAAGAAAAUUUGACCGAAAUAAAAUACGUUGAGCAACGUACACAGGAACAUGACAAACAAUCGAAAGAGAAGAAUGUUGGCAAAGAAAUGGACGAGGGCAGUGAGAAGACUGGAGACAAAAAACCCAGAGUGAAAACUUCAGAAAAUGAAAAGAGUUCAAAAGAAAAGGGCAACGAAGAUAAUCAAAUUAGCCAGAGACACAAAAAUGAAAAAGGUGACGAGUCUGAAAACGCUGACGACAGCGAUAAGACUGGAGACAAAAAACCCGAGGGGAAAACUUCCGGAAGUGGAAAGAGUUUAAAAGAAAAGGGCAACGAAGAUAAAUUUCAGGGAAGUCAAAUUAGCCAGAAAAACAAAAAUGAAAAAGGUAAUGGGACUUCUACCGGGGCACAAGACAUAUUACUAAAUCCAGGACAAGACGAAAGGGUUCAGGAAGAAGAUCCUAAAAAGAAAAAGACUCUUUUGAAUAUGUCUCAGAAGGAAUUUCAAGAUCCUUUAUCAAGGGCAAAGGAAUCAGCAAAACCUGCUGUUGAGGGAAACGGCUACUUUUAUCAAAAACAACCACUUCCCCAAAACCAAACUACAGGGAAGAAAAAUAAGAAAAACGCCAAGAAUUCCACUCAAACCACUGUUCCUAUGGUCACGAAGGAGAAAACUCUAACCGUUGUUUUUCAUGCAGCAUUAUCUGAUAAAUUCGACUGUGAUGGCGACACGAAGAUUGUAAUCCGUGGAGAAGAACCGGGGUUUGGCGGUUGGAAUGAGCUUGGUGUGCCUAUCAGUACAGUAGGAUAUAUUAACAAACAGUUGCUGUUACAAGGCGAGCUCAAGUUUCCACUUCGGCUCGCAGAUCGCGCAUUUGGAUACAAAUAUUUAUUGCUGGAUAAGAAGGGUGAAGGUACCUACGAAGAGUUAGUCGAAUUCACAUGGUUUGGCAUUACCAACCGAUGCCUUGUUAUUGGCAAAAAAUAUGCUGCAGAGAACAGCAGUGUAAAGGAGUAA